AUGGUGGGAUUUCUUGGACCUGAACCCGACGAGCUUGCUCCAAAUCGACGUCGCCAAAGAAGACGUCGUCGUCUUCAAGAUCCUGGAUCAAUCUUCGGAAUGCCUGAGUUUAUCAUCGACGACAACGGUGAAAUUGUUUUUCUCGAAUCUGAAGAUAGCGACACGUUUUCCACAAUCUCGGAGCGCGAUAAUCGUGAGAGACACGAAAAUAUUGAACCGGAAGAACUUCCGUGUGAGCCGGAGGAAGCUUAUCGCAACCUUUUCGAAUACGUUGCCGAGGAACUCAACCAGGAAAUGAGGGGAAGACGCGUUAACUAUGAAGAUUUCGCUGAUCGCGAAUGGUUCAACAGAAGAAAUGAACCAGACCAAUCGCAGACUCAUCUGGAAUUUCAAUGCCACUAUGACUAUUCCUACGGGUAUGAAUUCGUGAUGGUUCAUCCAAUCAUUGUUGUUAAAUUGAAUGGAAGUGACACAGAUGAGCUGGUUAUUCGAAUGGCUGGAUUUGAUCUCAACGAUGAACCAAUUCGAGAGGAGCCACCAGUGGAUCGUAGACUCACUGAAUAUCUCUAUAGACAGUUGACGGCGCCACAAAAUGGAAGAAAUGGAACACGUCAGAAUCGUCGAAACAAUCGGAAUAAUGCGACAGCCGAAGCGCCAGUGCCAACUCCAGCUCCGCCAGCGGUGCCAGCAGCGUCGGCAAACGUCGACAACGAGGCUUGA
This is a messenger RNA of Caenorhabditis bovis, 720 nucleotides long. Lineage: Eukaryota; Metazoa; Nematoda; Chromadorea; Rhabditida; Rhabditidae. The record is from the annotation of a GenBank genome assembly.